Parasteatoda tepidariorum (common house spider) is the source of this 7040-nucleotide messenger RNA. RefSeq lists its product as uncharacterized. Gene Ontology annotation, biological process: small GTPase-mediated signal transduction. Gene Ontology annotation, molecular function: phosphatidylinositol binding; GTPase activator activity; protein binding. The record is from RefSeq and is a predicted model, not a curated record. NCBI's taxonomy places the organism in Eukaryota, Metazoa, Arthropoda, Arachnida, Araneae, Theridiidae.
CAGCAGUUCGGUGUGUGUAUGCCGGAAUGCGAAGACAUGUGGUUGAAAUAGUGUCAUCUUUUUCGAAUGCCAUGUGAGGAAUUGUUUUGUUUGUUUGUCAAGUGUGUUCACCCCUUCGAAGAACCCCUCCUCAAUGCGGAAGAGGGUUAUUACACCCCCUUCGAACAGGAAGGUUCACCACAAAGAACAAGCAGCAGCUGCAUCUACACCAGGCAAGGGCAAUGAUAGUUCCGAACAAGGAGGCAGUUCGAGACCUUCUUCACCUUUUCCCGCCAUUAAUUUAAGAAGAACAAGAUUUUCUAGUGUACCUCUUAUUCACAUCAAACAUGCUGACAUUGAAGAGAUAUCGUUUCCUGCUUCAGUGGAACUUCCUAGAAGACAUGUCACUUUUUAUUCUGAUGUUGAUAGCGAUUCUUCCCUCUCUGGGGGUGGUUUAUGUUCCAUGUCGGACACCAUGGAUAGCUUCAAAGAACUGGGUGGAGUCCCUCAGCCCAGCGUCCGAAUUAAACAUCUGACCAGGAAUUCUGACGGUUCAAGUAGAUUUCCUAAGCUAGAUGAAUGUGCACAUUUUCAUUAUGACCAUGUUGAACUUGGACCAAUCACUGUGGGAUUGUGCGAUGGAGAUGAAGUUCGGAUAGAGGGAUCGAAAAACAAUAACAGUGCCGGCGUUCAGCAGCAGCAACCAGAGUUCUGCGUUCAGGUGUCCAGCAACGGAAAGAGUUGGCAGAUCAGAAGGUCCCUGGACAACUUCCAGAUGCUGGACAGGCAGCUGCAUAGAUGUGUCUAUGACAGGAAGUUCAGCUUGCUCAAAGAGAUUGAAACACAACCAGAAGAGGAUGCUGCUGCUUUGCGGACAAUGCUGACCCACUACCUGGACAGAUUUUCCCAGCUAGCUGGAAGUCUAAUAAACUGUGGUCCAGUGCUGAAUUGGUUAGAGUUGGACAAUCGUGGCAAUAGACUGAUUGUGACAGAUGAGGCUGCAAUAAAUACCCCAGCAAUAGCAGCUGCCUAUGUUGUCAAGCGGUAUGCUUCUCAGGCUACUGAUGAAAUCUCUCUUGAAGUAGGGGAUAUUAUUUCUGUGAUAGAUAUGCCACCUCCUGAAGAAUCUUCUUGGUGGAGGGGGAAAAAGGGCUUUCAGGUUGGAUUUUUUCCUUGUGAAUGCGUUGAAAUAAUUGGUGAUAAGUUACCCCAGUCAAUUAAGAUUCCAAAGGCGCCUUCUAAACCAGUAUUAAGGAAGCAUGGUAAGCUGAUCGCUUUCUUCCGAUCUUUCCUACUAACUAGACCAUCAAGGCGAAAAUUGAAACAAAGUGGUAUACUGAAAGAAAGAGUUUUUGGCUGUGAUUUGGGAGAACAUCUUAUGAAUACUGGUCGAGACAUACCUCUUGUUUUGAAAUGUUGUACUGAGUUUAUCGAACAACAUGGCAUUGUUGAUGGAAUUUAUCGGCUGUCUGGUGUAACGUCUAAUAUUCAGAAGUUAAGAAUCGCCUUUGAUGAAGAUAGAGUGCCAAAUCUUGUUGAUGAAGCAAUCUUGCAAGAUAUUCACUGCGUGGCUUCACUAUUAAAAAUGUAUUUUCGUGAAUUGCCAAAUCCAUUGUUAACAUUCCAUUUGUAUGAUAAAUUUGUGAGUGCUGUGCAGGCUGAAGAAGAUUUAAGGCUUCUCAAGCUGCGUGAUGUAGUCCAACAACUCCCACCCCCACAUUAUCGAUCAUUAGAAUAUUUGAUGAGACACCUCAGUAAAGUUGCCGCACACGGAUAUCAGACGGGAAUGACACCAAAGAAUGUUGCCAUUGUCUGGGCACCUAAUCUGUUGAGAUCCAGAGACAUAGAAAACGGCGGUGUUGGUGCUUUACAUGUAGUUGGAGUUCAGGCCGUACUCACAGAGUACCUCAUAAGAUAUACAGAUAUCAUAUUUAGUGAAAAAAUGCCUAUAUUCCCUAGUCCUAAACUGAUUGAAGUUGAAACUCCAAAGAAGACAAGACCGAAAUCUUUGGCUAUUUCUACCCCCACCAAACUUUUAUCUCUCGAAGAAGCACGAUCAAGAGCCUUAACCUCAAAUCUGCCCGGUGAUCAACAAAAGUUCAUUGAUGUUGGAGGAGGGGAAGAAAAUCUACCCAUUAAAUAUCACACAAUAAUAGAACUUCCCGCAAGGCGCAGAUCAAUGGGAAAGAGUAAGAAAUCUCCAUCCGGUUGGAAGUCAUUGUUUUCUAGGGGAUGGCACACGACGAGUGGAAGGCGCAAAAAUAGACACCUAAGAGGUGAAGGGGGUGAGAGACCAAAGAUUGGUAGCCCUAUCUUCUCUGAGCAUUCACCACUAGUCUUGAAGGACAAAGCAGUUACAGAAUCUGAUGUUUCUCACACCAAACCAAAAAGGUUAAGAACUGUUAAAAGUGCAGAAAAUUUAUUUCCUCUUCUCGCAAAUUCAUCUCAUUCAACUCAGGAAUACGCACCUUCUGGUGAAGAUAUUCCACUUUCUCAAGAGUUUGAAUUCAACUCUCUUUCCGAUAUUCAUUCCUCUCAUUACCAAAGGCAUAUGCGUUCUUCAUCUCAUGAUUCAUAUUUUGAGCGUCUUUUGUCUGCAAAUGAAUCUACUGUAGAAGAUGUGCCAUGUGAAGGUUCCCAAACCCACACAUUGCAAAAAGUCCCAAAUAUUUUAGACUCUGGUCAACCUGCAAAAGGAUCUCAUGAAAAUAACAAAAACUCUGGUGUUAAACGCAGUAAAAGUGCAUACAAGCAAAAACUUGUCAGUUUCGACACAGAAGCGACAAGUCCCAAACUACAAAAGUUGAGCUUAAAGCGUUUGUACCAUACUUUGAGUUCCCCACCUUUGAUUAAGAAAGAAUCCUCAAAAAGGGACCAUAAUUCGAGUGCUAAUACGAAUGCACAAAUUGAUCAUUCAGAAUUAGAUAGUCAUUUGUCUGGGCCUUUAUCUGAUAAACAAUCAUUUUCUACUUUUUCUGAAAAUAUGCAAAAUUCAGUGCCUUUAAAUAACAGAGAAAUUCUUUUGUCAAACAGAGAAUCUCAGAACAGCUGCCCCUUUAAUAAUCCAGAUGUUGUAACUGUUGAAGUUCAUCCUUCUGUUCCAUCAACUUCCACAGCAAAUCUUCCUGAAGACAGUCCAGUUAAUUAUGAGACAAGUUUAGCAGAUGAUCUUGAUGACCAUGUUAACUUUUCAAUGGAAGCUACUUUAUCAGACUCUGCAAGUUUGUCUCAACUGCUGUCAUUUGAUUCAAAAGAGCAAAAUGUGUGCAAUCCUGAAAGCUUAGAACACCAGUCUGGAUAUAGCUGGGCCCCUCAAGACAGUUCUUUAGCCACACCCGAAUCCCCUACUGGGGACAAUGUUAGUGACAUUCCGAGUAGUGGCAGUUCUGCAAAUAGUGGUAGUAUUUCUGAUGUAAGUAAACAAAAUCUAGCUCCUGAAGCUUUUAUUGCGGAGAUGCAAAAUAGGCAUUUAGCAAACAAUGGGGUUUCAGAUAAAGAUGGUAUAAAAGUAACUCCUGAUCUGGUUGAUGAUAUUUCUCACCCUAAUGAUGAAAAACAACAGCCUGUUUCUUCAUUGGAACACUUUCAGAUAGCUUUAAGCUCUGGUCAUGAUACUUUUUCCCAAGAAUAUACUACUCUAAGUAAUUCGGAAAAUACUUCUAUGACUUCUAGUGCUCAUACUCCAAAAAGUAAUGCAUCAAUUGAUAAUUUAAUUUUAUCUCCUCCUGAGAAUUUCAACGAUAGGCAAAGAAUUUAUGCAUUUGAUGAAGAAGAUAACAUGGUAUCAAAUGUAGUAGCAAAAAUUAAAACAUCUGCCAAAUAUCCUAGUGCUAGGACUAUGGAAAGAAGCAAGACUGAAGUCCACGAAAUAUGUCCCAAAUUUGUUUCUGGUAUUGCAGUCUCUGGAAGCUUUGCUCAGGAUCUCUAUCGAGCUAACACUGAUUCAGGGGAGAGCUUCCACAAAAAGAGAAGCUGUAGUGAUAAAUUGUCUCCAAUAUCUCCAAUUGAAGAAUCGAAAAGAAAGUUUGAAUCAGAAAUUGGACGGCUUAUUGUCCGUGAUAGGCAAAUGAAACUAGAGAUGGAGCAAAUGAAAGCUGAGAGACAAAAGCGUGGAGCAGAUUCUUCUAUAUUCUCUGAACUAGAUAAAACUAGAUUAAAAAGUGAUAGGAAAUUCGCUGAUGCUCUUGAGUUUAAGAAAUCACCCGUUAAAACGUGUGAUAAUGAGAAGAAAAGGAAUGACUGUGAUGAACUGCUGUUGAAGCCUGUACGAGAAGAAAGGAAAACAAAUAGUGUUCCUCCCUUUUCAUACUCUCGCUAUAUGCGAAUGGAGAAUAAGCCCUCUGUCAAAGAACUACUUUCAAAGUUUGAAAGUCAUAAAGAUGAGGAUACUAGUGGCUCUCCAAAAGUUCAUUCAGACAAUUUAAUUCCUCUUCAAAAGCAAUCAUCAUGUGUAUUUUCCAAUGUGCAAGUGAUAAAUCAUAAUUUCCCUUUGACUUAUUCCAGAAGUGUUGGCUCGAACUGUAAUUUUGACCCGAGUGCUAGGGACAAUCAUUCUAAAGAGAAUAUUUUUCAGACUGAAUGUGUUAUUAGAUUUCCUCAUCCCAAGUUGCUGUCUCAAACUUAUAAUAAAUCUGAUUCCAAACACACUUUCCAUGACUUUGGAACAAGUAACACUUGGAGCAGUGAUCAGUAUAACUUUUCAUCUUCAAAUCCAUCAGAGAAUUCAAUCUUUUCAUCUUCAGAUCACCCCUUAUCAUCAUCAUCACCUAGACUAGAUUCAUCUUCAUUGGUGAAUUCUCUUGGGAAAAAAUCAUGUGCUGAACUACCGCCAUUGUCUGAAUCUGUUGUCUCUGGAAAUUUAUCCGAUUCACUAAAAUAUGACAAAGAGUCCACCAAGUGUAGUAGAGACUGGGAAAUGGAUAAUAGCUCUACAGAUAAUGGAAAUAAGUUUUCCUGUUUUAAGGAUACUUUUAACCGAGCUAACAGAGCUUUACAAAUGAAAAAUGAAUUUCUGCAACGAGGUAUCCCCCAGUUUGAGGAAGGUGAAAGGACUACUGAAAAUGUAUAUUCUCUGGAAACAAAUAGAUUUUCUAGGUCACCUACCGAGUGUCGUAAAAGACAAACUCCCACACGCCAGAGACCUAAAUCUGUACCGCCUCCCAUUAGCAGACUAUCCUUUUCGACAAUUAAAGAACAUGAUACAAACUUUGCUAAAUCUAACACUAAACAGACUGCAUGUCCAAAAAAUGUGCCAAAGACAUCAAGUGUUGGCUUAACUAAUGGUAAGACAAAGAGUGAUUCUAGUCAGCCUUAUGGCCUGCCCAAAAGAGUUAAGGAAAGAGCCGCUAUAUUUGAACGUUCUUUGAGCUUUUCUGGCAGUGUGGAAAGGUCCCCACCUUCAUUUAAUUACUCUCAAAAAGCUCAAUCAGAUUCAUCUAACAGAUGAAGCCUUUCUCAAGCCAAAGUAUUGCUACUUAAUGUCACUAUGAACUGUUAACAUUUGACUGGUUGUUGUUAAUUUGAAAUAAUAUGCAAGUUGUUUUAAAUCUAUCCUUUUUACAACUAAACUUUACUAAAAUGGUAAUUUCUGUGGUGAUUAUCAUUGUUUUUCUGCAUUAGCUUUGCAUCCUUGUAUAGUUCUUAGAUAGACUUUGGGAACUCAUUUACUGGCUCAUUGAUGAUGAGAAGUUUCCAUUCUAGAUUUGCAUUUUUAAAUUUUAAACUAUUACUAGUUGUUGCUGUGCAUAUAAAUUGUUCGACUCCCUAUUCUUUUAAUCUAUUUGAAUGAAUAUUUAAUUUAGCAAAUUGUCCCAUGCUUUUUCUUUAAUAUUCUCCUCCCCCAAGUUUUGCAUUCUUUUUUUCUUUUUGAUAAUUACUAAAAUCUAUCAGUGAGGCAUUAUCCUUCUUGUAGAAUUUUUUAAUAGUCAUUAUUUUUAUGUAUCAACCACUUUAUCGAAAAUGUCUAAAUCUCAUUUUUCAGUUUUAAGGACUUUAAAAUGAAUUACAGUAGAUGAUUUUUAUAAUGCAAACCGUGAAAUGUGCAGCUUUGCAUUCUAUUGAAUUUUAUGUUAUAUACUUACCAUCUAAACAUGGCAGCAAUAUUAGUCCCAAAUAGAUCAAUCAUAAAAUGCUUUAAAAUACUUCUUAGAUACAAUUACUUAUAAACACCAAAUUAUGCACUUGGGUAUUAAUUGUUGACAGAAAAAAAAAAUGAAAUCUUUCUAGAACAUAGAACUAUUAAAAUAUUUAUCGAUUUUCGUUUACAUAACUUUCGAAAUUGUAGCAUCUUAACAAAUAAUGUUAUGUAACAAGUAAGGUAAUGUCUUUUAAAUAAUGUAAAAAGUUAAUUUGCUCUUGCUUAGUUACAGAAAUUUUUCAACUGCCAUUUUCAUUGUUUAUACUCAUAAAAGUCUAUGCGGUUUAUGAAGAAUCACAGCUUAUAGAAUUGCAUUAUGCAGAUCUUCUACUGUAUUUGUAUUAUAAACUUAUAAACUUUCAUAUGUGGUAUUUUAUUUCUGCAGAUUUUUAAAUUUGUUCAUAAUAAUAGCAUGCAAUGUUUGCCUAUUUAAAUAUUUUCAUAUUGGAACCAAUUUGAUUUGGAUUCUUUUUAACCUAAUCUUAAUUUAUUUAAAUUAAUAUAUUACAUUUUAAGCACACCUCAUAUUUAUUAAACACUUUAUGAAACUGUACAUAAAUUAUGAUUUAAUGCAUUCCUUAUUUACAUCAUCUACAUGUAGUAUUAGGCCUUUAAUAUUAAGUUUUAAGUAAAAACAAAUGCAUUUAAGUAGCAACAAUUUCUUUUUAAAAUGUUUAUGUAAUAGUUUUGCCCUAUCUGUCUAAGAAAUAUUAUUUCAGUCAAUAAAAAUAAAUGAAGAAAAUAUGUUUUAUGUACAAUUUUGGCUACAAAAUGUACCUGGGUUAUUCAUUGUAAUUAUAAUUAUUAUGGGCUUCCAUAAAAUAUAAUAAUAUGUAAUCAAUAUUUGCAAUGUAUAAAUAGUUAUUAAAUUUCACACUUCUUUAAUCAUGCACAAUAAAGAGAUAUUAAUUUAGAGAUAUUCUGU